AUGGUCUGCGCCACUCUGUUCUUGGUGCUGGUGCUUGGAUGGACCUGCACUGUAAAGAGCGCAAUCAGCGACAAUGAGACCGAUACGUUGUACAUGAAAUGCCCACAGAUUAUCGCGUCCUCCAUAGACAGUAGUUGUGUCGCAGGGAACUUAACGUCAAGGAGCAGGCAGUCCUUGAAGCAGGAUAUUGUAAAGGGAUGGUAUCAGUGUUGGUCAACUAUCAACGAAGGGGACCCGGAAUGGGGUCCUGCACUCCGCGUGUUGCUUCCGGACAUUUACGAAGAUUGGCUUCGACCAACGCUCUUGCGCUUUUCGGAGGCCUCUGGCGUGCCUCUGGACCUGAAUGUUCAACCGAUGGAUCGUCUGCUCGACACCAUCACGAACGAUGUCAACCUGCAUCCUUCACGCCAGCACGCUGUGUGGCUCCAGACGACGCUUACCACCCAGCACCUCGCCGACGUCGGCAUGUCCCUUGACCUGAGCCAUCUGGUGGAUUCCGUCAGCAGCAUUCGGUGGUCUGAUAUUUAUCAGCUUUUUCGGCUGCAACUGGCGUCGUACAAAGGCCAGAUCGUCAGCAUGCCUCUGGAUGGCUCUACCAUGUACCUCAUCAACCGCAGGGACGUGUUUGACCGACUGAAACUUGAGGUGCCCCGCACUUGGGAGGAGCUGCUGCAGUACGUGGAGGACUACCAGCGUGCGCGCGACGCGGCCCUGGCGGCGGAGGCGGCCUCCACAGCCGCAUCUGGCGCAGCAGCCGGGGGGCUUGAUUCGGGAAGCAGCAGCAGCAGCAGCAGCAGCAACACGACUGCGGCGAGUGGUGCCGGGGCGCUGCCGCCCUACCCGAUUUGCCUGCCCCGCGGCGCAGCUUGCCGGCGGCUGACACUGCUCCAAGCGAUCUGGUCGACCAUCGCACAGACCCACGGGUCGCAGCAGGGCGUCCAUUUUGACCCUACCGACUUGCGCCCUCUGCUGGACACUCCCGCCGCGGCUGAGGCGUUCCGCAUCACGGGGAAGUUGUUGGCGGCCUCUGCCCCCUCAGAGCCCGAUGAGGGCUGCACGCACGGCAGCCUGGGUUUCGCGCGGGGCCGUUGUGCGCUGGUACUGGCGGUGUAUGUACAGCAGAUGCGGAUGUUCAUUCGGGAGGAGUUCAAAUCGACAGUGGAGAUGAGCCGCCUGAGCGUGUGGCCGGUUCCUGGAUCCCACCGAGUUUGGGUUCGUGGAUCUGGAUCUGGAUCUGGAUCUAGCAGCGGCGGCGGCAGUCUGGAGCUCUGUACGAAAGAGCUCUGCCCCCAGGCCAGCCUCUAUUCUCUCCAGGGAGGCCGCACACCCGCCGGCCAGGAGGAGGGGGGCCCCGGGGCCCCAAGUCAAAUGAUGCUGGUCAACCAUGCGCCGCUUUCUCCCGGGAGCAAUUUAGCGGUGGCGAUAAACGGCGGGAUGCCGUUGGCGGUGCAGUACAUUGGCUUUGAGCUGUUGGCCUACUUGGCGUCUCUGGACCGGUACGACAAGGACGAGCCGGAACCAUUACUGCAGACGAUGGCACCCGUACGCGAGCACUUUGUGGCGACUGACGCCGUGGGGAAAUGGGUGGAGGCAGGGUACGACUCUGACGUCAUGGCGGCGGCUAUGGCUCCCAUUGCGUUCACGCGACAGCAUCCAAACCGUGCCUGGGAUUUGCGGAUGCCGUACCACAUGACGUACAAUGCUCUUCGAUCAGGUCAGGCGCGGCUGGCGGCGUACUACACUCGAGAGAUAUAUCUGGAGAAGUACCUCGCCUCCCUGGCUAUGACCACCAACCCCAGCAGCCCCCCGAUCGAUCCCGGCUCAGGAGGUGCGGCGCCUGCGCCCAGGCCCGGCGGCAGCGGCGGCGGCGUCCGCGCGGCGACGCUGGUGCCCGCGCUGGUCGUGUCGACAUUAGCGGUGGGCGCGCUUGCUGGCGGCGGCGCCUGGGCGGUGCUAUGGCGGCGGCGGCGGCAGCGGUCUCGGGGGGGCGUCUGGGAGUGGAAGCGGCGCCACAAGGAGGGCUCCAGGGAGCCCGUGGCGCUGGUGGUGACGGACAUACAGGACUCCACUGUGCUCUGGGAGGCGCUCCCCGCAGCGGUCAUGUCCGAUGCGGUUCGGCUGCAUCACGGCUGCAUCCGCCGGUUGCUGGUGGCGCACGGGGGCUACGAGUCGGCUACGGAGGGUGACUCCUUCAUCCUGGCCUUCCUCACCGUGAAGCAAGCGGUUGCGUUCGCCAUGGACUUGCAGGCACGUGUACGACACGGUGUUUCGAGGCAAACGGUGCCUUGA
Molecule: messenger RNA, 2289 nt
Organism: Volvox carteri f. nagariensis
Lineage: Eukaryota; Viridiplantae; Chlorophyta; Chlorophyceae; Chlamydomonadales; Volvocaceae
Exons: 13
Coding region: 1-2289 (762 amino acids)
Biological process (GO): intracellular signal transduction; cyclic nucleotide biosynthetic process
Source: RefSeq, a predicted model, not a curated record